UGUUACAGCAGGAAAGGGGAAACAACUUAAUAUGAAUGCCUGUCAUGUAAUGGAGGCAAAGAUGGAUGCCAGUGCAGAUUUUUAAUAAGGAAGUACACACAGGUAACCAAAAGAUUGAAGCUGGAAACAUAAACCAGAGCAGGAGACACAAGGCAAAAAUACAUAUAAUAAUAGUCGAAGUAAAGUGCACUUUACGACACACAAACAAAACCACAACAGAAGCUAGUCAAUAAAAUGUAGGAAAACGUCUGGGUAACGCAUGUCACCCUGUUCCCUGAGAAGGGAACGAGACAUUGCGUUUAGCACAACACUAUGGGGAGCACCUCUCACGCAACCAGCAUCUGUGCGUCGCGUGAUAUAUGGCACCUGUCAUAACCGCACCAUCAGCCUCUAUUAUCUGAAGCGAAGACACAAUUCACGGGCCUGCCCUGGUAUGACAAAGCUACGCAACAUCUCGUUCCCUUCUCAGGGAACAGGUUACAUGUGUAACCCAGACGUUCCCUUUCAAUGGGAACUUCGACGUCGCGUUUAGCAUAACAGUAUGGGAACAAGAAUACCCACUCCGUCAUACCGAUGGUACGGCCUGUUCAAAAAGACCAAAACCCAAGGGUCACUGCAAGACACUCGAGCCCAGGGUGGAAUGAAUAUCCAGGCUGUAAUAACGAAUGAACGUGUGUGGUGGCACCCUGCAGCAGCACACACAUCCUGUAAGGAUACCCCUUUGGACAAACCAUGAUACAGCACCCCCUGGAGCAGAGAGGGUUAAAGGCCUUGCUCAAGGGCCCAACAGUGGCAGCCAGGCAGUGCUGGGGCUUGAACCCCUGACCUUCUGAUCAGUAACCCAGAGCCUUAACCGCCAAGCCACCACUGCCCCAGUGACAAAUGUUCAAUUAUUUGACUAUGACUAUGACAUAUGACAUAUGACUAUGACAUAUGACUAUGUUCAAUUAUUUUAAAAGCACAAAACACCCAAUCAUACGACAAAGUGUUUCUGUUUUUUAAAUAUUAUAAACACCUAUAACUCAGGUUACUCAGGCUCUCAUAUUUUCAGAAUCUAGACAAUCCUGUUAUUCAGUUAGGAGGAUGAAUUCAAGUGCAAGAUGCACAACAUCCCUCAGCCAUGUCAGCAUGACCACUCCCACAUCUUUGAAAUAAGGCACGCACGCAAAACACACACACAGUAAGAGGGAGGGAAACUGUGCAGAUGUUAUGUGGAACACUAGGACAUCUUCUCGUAGAAGCUUCAGGAUGAGGAAAACCACUGUUUUGCUGUUUCUUCUGGCUCUAUGGGCUGAGAGUUCGCACGAACUGAGAAGCCAUGAGGAGACCAAUAAAGAGACAAGUGAACGAGUGCUCACUCGAUCCAAGAGGAGAUGGGUGCUGAAUACUGUUGAACUGGAGGAGGAAAGUCCUGGACCUUUUCCUAAAAAAGUUACAGAGGUGCACAACGAUAAACAACUGAAUCACAGCCUCAAAUUCAGCAUCAGUGGCCAGGGUGUGACAGAAGAGCCAAAGGGUGUGUUCAGUAUCAAUGAAAACACUGGCGAAAUCUUCACACACAAGCCCAUAGACCGAGAAACCUACCCCAUUUUCCAUGUGAAUUUUGAUGUGAUGGAUCGACAAACUGGUGAAAUUCUUGACAAAACUUUGGCUUUGAACGUGAUCAUAAGGGAUAAGAACGAUAAUCCACCUGUAUUCAUACCUAAGAUUUUAAACAUAGAUGUUCCAGAGAACACAAAAGAAGGUCGGCUUCCUGUUUCGCUGCAAGCAAGAGACAUUGAUGAGAAGGACACUGACAAUUCUCGCAUCUUGAUGAGGAUAGUGUCUCAGGAGCCAGCGCUGCCAAAAAUCUCUCUGGCUUCCAUCUCGGAUAUAAAAGACAGCAUGAUCACAAAUCUCGUCUUCACCGGCUGCUUUGAUUACGAUAAAGUAAAGACAUAUAAAAUGCUGGUCGAAGCGUGCGAUCAUGGAACACCAUCUCUCUCAUCCACUAUGACCGUAAAUAUUGCCGUCACUGACUCCAACACUCACUCACCUGUGUUCACUGCUCCAAAGUUCAAUGCUCAGGUUAUAGAACUGGAAACCAAUAAGGAGAUUUUAAGAAUUCCUGUGCAAGACCAGGACACUCCCAACACUCCAGCAUCCAGAGCAGUGUUCACUAUCCUGAAGGGUAAUGAAGAGGGCAACUACAAGAUUGAGACAGAUCCAGUUACCAACGAAGGAGUGCUGACUGUCAUCAAGGGAAAGGAUUACGAGAGAACUACUCUAGCUGAGCUGGAAAUAGGAGUGGAGAAUGAGGAGCCCUUAUUUUUAUGCGUCGACGGAAAGCCAGUUAUUCCUGUACCGAAGACUUUAAAAAGUAACAACACGGUUAAAGUCGCCGUCAAAGUCAUUGAUGUGAAUGACCCACCCGUGUUUCAGAAUAAAAUUCAGAAGGUUUACAGGAUUGAGGAAGAAGAGCCAGGAGAAGUGUUGUACACACCCACAGUAACAGAUGAGGAUUCAGACCCAGCUAAACUGAGGUACGAGCUAGUAGAAGAUCCAGCUAAAUGGAUGUCCAUAGACCCACAGACAGGCAAGAUUUCCCUGGCAAAGAAGAUGGACCGCGAGUCUCCAUAUGUCCAAAACAGCACCUACACCGUCUUGAUGCGAGCAAUCGAUGAUGGGGAACCUCCUGCCACAGGAACAGGCACUCUAGUGGUCCAUCUGGGAGAUAAGAACGAUAAUACACCUUAUUUAAUCUCCAACACGUCAGUGAUGUGUGGGAACAAAGCGGACAGAGUGAGAGUCACAGCACAGGAUAAGGAUGCUUUUCCAUUUAGUGGACCCUUCACCUUCGCGCUUGGCAAAAUUGAUCCGGAGCUGAAGAGCCUGUGGAAGCUUGAGCAGAGUGAGUUAGGUUCUGAAAUCUUAUUGAUUAGUCAGAAGAGUCUGCCUUAUGGGAAUUAUUCAGUUCCCCUGAAGAUUGCUGACCAACAGGGGAUGCUAGCACAUACUGUCUUGCAAGUGGUGAUAUGUGACUGUGGGAAAGGAGAUGUGUGUCAGGACCUGCUUCCUCGAUCCUCCAGCCUCAACGGAGCAGCUAUAGGAAUUCUACUGGGAGCACUGCUCUUGAUGGCUUUGCUGCUCUGCUGUGUUUUUUUGUGCAAGUGUCAAGAGAAAAAUAAUUUCAAGCAAUUCUUGCAAGAAGAUAGUAUACAAACCAUGAUCAAAUACAACGAGGAAGGAGGAGGUUCAAUCUGCAAGUCCACAGUUGGCCAUUAUUGUGACUUGAUGACUGAACAUAUACAGUUUGUACCACAGUUUCAACAGAGCACCACCAAACAAUUUGGUGGCCUGAACCCAGGAGCAAUUCAGAACACAAUUGCAGUCCCUUUACAUGAUUUAAUGCGGUCCCCUGUACAGCUUACACAGAUCCCUAAUGGAGUUAAUGAUGCAACUGACUCAAGGAACAUCUAUGCAAAGUCAGCAACCUGGAGUAGAAACAGGAAUAGAACAUAUAACGCUACUAGGCGCGGAUUCACCAAAUCAGUCAACUUACUGUCCGUUUUGAACAUGGAAGAACACCUUGAAAGGAAGCUCCAUAAACUUUCAGUGGAGCAGCAGGACUUCCCUGAAUAUCACCCACAUGACUACAGCUCUGAAGGAACCAAUACCAGCUCCGUGUCACUGGACAAGCUCUCGUUCCAGAGCACAGGAGAUGAUCUGGGAUUUCUGCAGAAUUUGGGGUCGAAGUUUUGCACUCUGGAUGAGAUAUUUCAGCAAAGAAUAAAAGAGAAGGACAUGAAGUUGUGAAAAUAUAUAUAUUAUUUACUUUACUAAUGGAUCUUUCACCUUGUAGUGAAAGUAGUAGUAGUCGUCCUUCCCAUCUCUGUUUUUUUUUUUUUUAAAUUUAUAGAUAAUAUAUAAUAUAAUAUAAUAUAAUUAUAUCUUAAGCUUAAGCAGUUGGGCAACAACAACAGUCCAUGUACAUUACUUACUUUGAAACUCAGUACUAUUCUUGGACAGGACCUGUUUUGCUCUGAGAACAGCUUCAGUUUUUUAUGACAUGGAUUCAACAAGACUUUGGAACCAUUCCUUGGAGAUUCUGGUCAAUGUUGACAUGACUGCAUCAGAGAAUUGCUGCUGAUUUGUUAGCUGCACAUUCAUGCAGUGAAUUUCCCAUUCUAUGACACUCCAAAGAUGCUCUAUUUGGGUCUGCUGCAUGGGGAGGCCAUGGAAAUACACUGAACUCUUUCUCAUGUUCAUGGCACCAUUUAUCUGGAACUGGCCUAUUAUCAUUCUGGAAACCAUUUUAAGAUAAAUUGUUCACAUAAUUUUAAUUCGUUCACUUUGAUUUACAGUAUAUAGCAUUUUUUUAACAAUGGCCAUCGUGUUACGACCCACGGUGUGUGAGUAUGUUUCGUGUUUUCCGUGUGUGUGUUUCCAGUCUGCCCAGGUCGGUCUAUUCCAGACUCCAGUCUGGGCCUUCCUGCCCUGCUUCAGCUGCAUUUGUGUUUUUUCUAAACGAUGAUGUCAUCAUUGGACGCCAGUAUUUCACUUUUGUCAAUGUUCACCUGGCUGUGUUUGUGUGUUUUGUUUGCCUUUAUCAGCUCUGGGAUUUUACGGUGAAUUUGGGAACCAAUGCAGUGUCGAUAAGAUAAGGGUGAUAUGGACGGUCACAUUUUCUGCUUCUAGUAAGGAUUCUGGCUUCUGCAUUCUGGACUAACUGGAGCUUGUUAAUGCACCUACUGGAACAUCCAGACAGACAGGCAUUAAAUUAAUCCAACCUAGAGGUAACAAAGGCAUGAAAAAGGCACGAUCUUUCAUUUCACUGCUUUGCGGACAAUACUCAAAUUUAUCUACCAUUGAAAUGAAAUGAUACUAAUGCUUUACUAAUGUUUAAAUGAUUUAAAAUCAUGGAUGCAACAAAAUCUUCAGAAUCUUAAUGAAACUAAACUAGAGAUGAUUGUAUUUGGUUCUUCAGAUGGAUAUGAUCUCCGAAAUCUUAACGUCGGCCAAUUGACUUGCUUUUAUAAACCGCCUGUGAAAAACCUGGGUGUGAUAUUCAAGAGAUCCCUUAAGUUUGAUAAACAGAUAAACUCAGUUUUUUUUCUUUUUUUUUUUCUUUUCACUUAAGACUCUUGGCAAAAGUCAAACCGUGGCUUUCAUUCAAAGAUUUUGAAAAGGUGAUACAUGCUUUUAUCUCUAUUGGCUUGAUUGUUGUAAUUCCCUUUAUGUAGGUAUUUAUCAACCUGUCUCUUAUUGGUUACAAAUGGGCCAGAAUGCUUCACUGGCUUCUAAUCCAGCUUUUAUAUCUCUAAAUGGAUUGGCACCAGCCUAUUUAUUUAGUCUUUUAUCUAUGAACAGUCCAUCGAGGUCCUUGAGAUCUUUAGAACAAAGGUUGCUGACUGUUCCUAGGGCAAGACUAAUAUUAAGAGGCAAUCGUGCUUUUACAGCCAUUUUUUUCAGCCCCAAAAUUCAUCAGAAAUGCUUCAACAUUAUAUGAUAUUAAAUCUAAGUGUCAUAUAUCAAGGAGGUAACUCUGGACUUCAGUUCCCAUCAGCCACUGCACUGUACUACAUGUCACAUGACCACCUGCACCUGAAUCACGUUUCUGUUAAUGAGCACACUUAUAUAUAGCCAUGGUUUGCACUGCUUCUCUGUCUUUCGUUUGUCCUAGACUACUGUGUUUUGUUUCUUGCCACAGUAUUUUGCCAAGCUGUCUUAGUUUGUUUUGUUUAUCUUGAAGCGUGACACUAAGUUGAAAGUGUAUUUGUUCUCUCAGCCUUUUAAUGUACCAUAGAGAGUAAUUUGAUUUCAGGUUAUUGUAUUUUUGAAUUGUGUGUUUGAUCGAUGUGCAGCACUUUGGUCAACUCGAUGUUGUUUUAAAUUGUGCUAUGUAAAUAAUUGACACUUUCAUUGACAUUGAAGUAGUUUCUUAUCUUAGCAAUAUUUCUGUGAUGAAAGAAUUAUAUCCUAGUAAUAUUAUUUACAUGAGCUUCAAAUGAGAGACUGGGGUCAAUAAUCACACUAAGGUAUUUUACUGAUGCACAUGAUGUAACUGAAAGGCCAUCCAGAGUUACUAUGUAAUCAGGAAGCUUACUUCAAGCUGCCUGUGGUCCUAGAAGUACUUCUGCCUUUUCAGAAUUAAGUAUACGGAAGUUAAUAAGCAUCCAGUCUC
Molecule: messenger RNA, 6163 nt
Organism: Ictalurus furcatus (blue catfish)
Lineage: Eukaryota; Metazoa; Chordata; Actinopteri; Siluriformes; Ictaluridae
Product: cadherin-like protein 26
Exons: 19
Coding region: 1210-3795 (861 amino acids)
Biological process (GO): calcium-dependent cell-cell adhesion; cell-cell junction assembly; adherens junction organization
Cellular component (GO): catenin complex; adherens junction; plasma membrane
Molecular function (GO): calcium ion binding; cadherin binding
Source: RefSeq, a predicted model, not a curated record